Osmia bicornis bicornis is the source of this 6769-nucleotide messenger RNA. RefSeq lists its product as uncharacterized. The coding region runs from base 1427 to 6088 and encodes 1553 amino acids. NCBI's taxonomy places the organism in Eukaryota, Metazoa, Arthropoda, Insecta, Hymenoptera, Megachilidae. The record is from RefSeq and is a predicted model, not a curated record. The transcript is spliced from 8 exons.
AGCUCAGCAGGUAAACUCUAAUACCGAGGUCUCAUAAACCCUAAAGAAAUUUUCAAAAUACAGUUACACUGAAGCUUCAAAACAGCUUUAGGAAAACGUUAAGUGGACUGCAUUAUUACGAAAUAGUUGAGAAAGAUGAAAUUCAAGUUAAUUUGUUUUAAAUAAAACUAUAUAUUUUUUCAAAUCCAAUAGUGCCUUUCAGGUGUUUACAAAUUUAUUGAUUGCGGUGAAAGAAAACCCACUCAAGCAGGAAGUACUGAUGGAGGUCCUGGCGGAAGUGCCACGUGUUAAACACUGCCUCUUGAAACAGAUAGGAAGGGUGUGUGUCCUGUACAGCAGGCUCAAAGGUUGAUACAUACAACUUCCUGUUCAAAAAGGUCUUCUUUCGUUGCAAAUCAGUAAAUUCGUAAGCACAGAUGACCUCUGCGUGACACCAUCAUUAUGUUCCUAAAAAAUCUCUCAAUAUGCAAAACAAAGAAUAAGUACAUGCAAAAAGUAAGGUUAAAUUCUACAAAUUAACAGUUAUAUAUGUAUGUAUGUCCAAUGCCGUAGACAACUACAUUGUCAAGACCUACGGUUCGUUCGAUGGAACGUAGUCACCUUAUGUUACCAAAGCUGUCUAUUGUUUCAAAUAUAUUCGCAUGAGACAACCUACAUAUCAUUUAGACGCUAAAUAUGCUUGAUCGCGACGAAAACAAGCGUGCUCUUACGUUGGUUCCUGGUAUUACAUAGUGGCUGUGGACGACUCAUGCUACGCAUAAAGUAUGAGUCAAUUACCAAAGCAGUGUAAGAUGAGGCGAAAUAAAUGUUAAACGCAAUUAUAAGUGCAAAUCGUUUUAUCAGUGCCACGGAUUUCAUUCCUCAGUGUGUUUCAUAUCAUUGUGCAAAUUUCGUUCUGCAUCGUGACAUCUGCUCACGAACCGUAACUUUCGUCGUUGGAUCAAACUAAAUAACAAAGUUGAAUUCUCCACGGGACCUAACCUCCUUUCAAAACAUAUUAAUGAAUUCGUUGAUGCGUUUAAAUGGUCAAGGUUCGUGAAUUUCGAUUAUGCCGGAAAAAAUACGUAGUUUUUGAAAUAUUUAUCUUUCAUUAAAAAUAUUAAAAUUAAAAUGACAUGAAAUAUAAGUUUAAAUUUGUCCGCCAGUCGAGAAUUAAAAGAAGUGUAUAAGUAUUGAAUGUUUCGACCUUGUGAAUGGAGUUUCUGUCAAAAUGACAGUCAAACUAAAUUGUGAACGAUUGUGGUAAAAAGUGAAAGAAAAUGAACGGGAUACGAUAAUACGAUGUGGAAACACGAUAACCGUCUGAUUGGAGGUUAUUUAAGGAGAAGAGUUCUGGUGAAACGAAGAAAACAUUGACUCUAACUACUUUUAAUGUAUCACUGUGUGAGGCGUGUGUUGGAGGUUAACCACAUGCGUGGCAAUUUCUAUGGCGGAUAUUUUUAAAAGUUAUACCAAAAAGAAAAUGAUUAAAAAUGAAGAAAUUCCAAAAUUGAGCAAUGAUGCAUCAAGAUCAUCGAUUAUUGAAUUAUUUCCUUGGAUUUUAAAAUUCAGACAAAUGUGCAAAUGUAUAUACACGUACAAAAGUAUGGCAUCUUUAACAGAACUUAUGCAAUUUUAUGUGAGAAAUGUAAGUGCUAGUGUGAAUGAAUGUUAUACAAAGCCUUUAAGAGCUGAAAAAUUAAAGGACUUUAUUAGCGAAACUUUGGUGUUAUUCUUAUAUAUUUAUCGGGAGCUUUCUGAGGAUCAAAAUAGAUUCAUUUAUUUAAGUAACAUGUCAGACCUAUUAGCACUGUAUAUAGACAUGGAGUUGAAGGCAUCUAGAAAAAGAAUAGAGGAUCGUGAUAAAAUUUGUGCAAGACUUACUUCUUGUCUCUAUGUUUAUUUAGACCAUUCAGUUGAGCAUUUAUUAGAUACUUUAAUGAAAAUACAAUUCAUGUGUCAGAGCUAUCAUGAUAUUUUGGACCCAGUAAUAACGAAAAUAAUGAAAAAUAUUCCUGCACACCCAGAAACAAGUAUCAUGUAUCUCCGUUAUUUUUUAAUUUAUUGCUUGUGGAGGAAAAUAAAUGAUGAUGUGGCUGUAAGAAAUCAGAUAACAGCUACUGCACUUGCAUCUCUGGGGCCACUGCCAUCUACAUUUUCACCAAGUAUAUUAGGAGAUGUAUUACCAAAAGUGCCAAAAAAUCAACAAAAUUCUACAGAAACUCUACUGCAGCACAAAUUUGAUAUAAAAAAACAUUGUGAAAUAUUUCUACAGUACUGCAGAAAAAGCAAUGGAAGUGUAUGCCAGAAGGACGGACCUGCACCUCUCACUGAUUCGUCCAGUAGUAUUAACUCAAAAAUGCCGGAAGAUAGCGCAGUUAAACACAUAGAGCAUGUAGAUAAUGUAAAUUCAGUAAUAUCAGAUAAAACUAAGCAAAACGAGUCUAUUUCUAUGCUAAAAUCUUUGAAAUUUCAUAAUUUGGAAGAAAAAACUAGUUUUAAAUGUUUAGGUAGUUUUUCGAAUAAUAUUUCAACAAAGCAAAUUAAUCCUAAUCUUAUUAAAUCAAAUAAAAAUUGUUCACAAAGAAAAUGUAAAAAGUCCAAUGAAAUUGUAAUAAUCGAUUUAACUAGCGAUGUAGUACUGGAAAAAUGUAUAAAGAAAAGAAAGUUGAGAAAAUUGCCGUGGUUAGAAGAGGCGAAGAAAAGGAUUGAUAUGAAGAUAGUGAAGUCAUCACAGAAGAUGAAGAAGAAAAAGAAGCACAACCAAGAGAAUGGAGAUCGUAUUCAGAAUCCACUGAAUAUGUUAAGGAGUUACCACACGAAAGAUACACUUCAACCAUCAAAUUGCGUGGAAAAAGUCGUUUCAAGGAACGAUUCAAACACUUGCCAGUCGGUUGGUGUUAAAAGUAAUGAGAAUAACAUUGAGAUCAAUGUCGAGUUGGUAAAUUGUACAGAGAAUACGAGAAAAUUAAACGGCACCGAAGUCAAUAUUAAAGAAGUAAACGUGAAAGUCUCGCCGGGAACUGUUGCGCCAGUUUUAACAAAGAUUUUCUCAUCGAAAAAGCAAAUAUCAAAAAUAUCAGAUAUCGUUAUUAGUAAUAAUUAUUUAAAUAACGGCGAUGUUUCGAAUGUACAGAGCGACGAAAAAGAAAACGAUAGAUUUAAUAAACAGACUGUGAUUAAGCGACUGAUAGAAACAGACAUUUUCCCCGAGUCUGAAGCGUGCGAAAAAGUUGAAAGUUUUAAAAAAAUCUGUGAUCUAGAAACGGAACGGCCGGGUGUAAAUAAUACCGCUGGAUGUAAUCAGUAUUAUUUGAAAGGCGAUCCCGUUAAAUCUAAUCGUUCUAAGUUUAAUGUAAUUAGCGACGAAAUGACUGAGAAAGUUACAUUAUCGAUAAACGAGGAACACGAUCAGGAUAUUUCAAGUGACGAAACGUUACGCAAUGUUUGUUCUAGCGAAACAACAGGCUAUACUAAUAACAUAGUUAAUUCUGAAAUUAAACAAAAAGAAUUGGUCGCGACGCAAAGCUACGAUACAAAAGGUACGACUGUUACUAAAGCAGCAGAGACUUUUGAAAUCAAAGAUACGCAGCAAUUAUCGCGUGAAAAUUCAGUGACAGAAGAAAAGUUUGAAUCGCAAACAGAAUUGAAAUCACUAAAAUCUGCUAACACAAUGGAUGAAUCGAAGAAGGAACGAUAUUGUGCGCAAAUAGAAUUAGAAAGUUAUAAUUAUGAUGAGGCGGACAAUGAUGUAACGGGAGAUAAAUCAAGCAUUGCUAAUAGUAGAGAAUCUAUUUUCGAAUCUUAUUCUAUAAAUAAAAAAGAUAUUUCUAAUACAAUUAAUGCAACGUGCCCGAGUGAAAAUUCUUGUAAAAAUUUUAAUAAAUCCAUUGAUAAGAAAGACGUUCCUGAAGAGAUGUCCCGCUCGUCAUCAGAGGUAACGUCGAAGGGAGAGUGUGACAAUUCAUACAAAGUAACAGAUCAGGUAAAUGUACGUAAUAGUACCGAUAAUAAAUAUAAUAUCGUUCAAGAUUCCGAAUUACAAGAUAGUAUCGAUGGUCUGUCGUUGUUGGCUAGCGUUUCGCAACACGUACCUCACUUAAAACCUGAAUCCGAGGUAAAGUGUGAACAAAUAAAGGUAAAAGAUUACGCAUCGUUGAAGUACACGUGUUACAAUCAAAUCACCGACGAUGAAACGGACACGAAUGAUUCUUCGAACACCGUGUCUCAGUUAUUGGAAAAUCCAUCCUCAGAAAUCAUCAACAGAAUCGUUGGUAUUUACCCGGAGGAUGCGUUAAACAAGGUACUUCACGUUGAAGUAGCGUCAAACGACACGGACGAUAAUAAAUUGUGCAAAAUAGCUUCUAAUUCUGAAGCAGAGGUAAAUUAUGAAACGGAAAUGUUAACGAAUAAUUUCGCUCCUACAGAGAGCAAUACACAGACCGUGAAAGAGAACACAAAUGUGAUACUUAACGGAGAGACUGUGGUUUUAUUGCAGAAGUCACCCAACAGCAAUUUGUACAUAAUAAACAAAGCUGUGGAGAAUUCAAAGGAUCACAUCAACGACGAAGACGGUGGUAAAUCGAAGGAAAAAUCUUGGGUAUCCUCGUCUGAAGAGUGUGGACAGUUCGAAGCAGUUGCUUCCCUGGAUCAUGCAUCGUACAAUUUAGAAUUAACCUUGUACAAUAAAGAAUUACCAUACCAAGAGAACAAAUUCAGUUCAGUAGCGAGAGGCAAAGGAAUCAAGGUAGAGCCGGAGGACGGUAAUUUCUCAGAUUCAAAAUCUUAUUCUGCAAAGGUUUCGCUAUCCACCGAAAUGCUUCCCGUCAAUUCCCAGAUGUAUCAGGAUGUAAAUGCAAUGAGCAAAUCGAUCGAUAAGCGGAAAUCCUCGAAUCUCGCGUACCGUCAGAAUAUUAAACAGGAGUAUAGCAACAUAUCCAAUCACAUCCCGUCGAACUGCGUCAUUCCGGGGUGCAAUAGAAUUCAUUCGCAUUCUCACGACGUCGAUGCUCAACACCCUCUCCACAUACCCGCCACUCAUCCGACCACGUUGCCACAGAUUUAUGGUAAUUACCCUGGAAACGCGGACUUGUGCGUACCGUAUCACAAACACUGCACCUCCGUAUCGUGCAACCUACAAAUCAACAACGCCACGUCCCUUUGCUCUCAUUCGAAAUCGAGCAGCCCGUGCGGAAGGUCGCGUUGUUCUUGUUUAAAUUGUACGUACGAUAUCGUCACGCAUUGUAGACAAUGUAUACAUCCGAGCGCGGAUACUCGCGUGUCUUGUAUCGAAAGUACUCCGUAUUUCUUGCCGGCCCAGUCGCCAGUACAAAGCCCUACCGUCCAGGAGCAUGAGAGAACGAAAAGCGAGACCGUGAUAGGGAAACGGUACGAUGAUCAGUUGUUGUGUAAAAUAGAGAAAAGCCUGUUGCAGAGUAACACCUUGGAGAAGCUCGAGGUGCAAUGCGACUCUAAGAAGGUAUUCAGAAAGGAGGCGGAUAACAAGUUGCCGUUGAAGAAGAGGUUGAAGGUGCACGCUAUGGCGUACGAGGAGGUGCCGAUUAAAGCCGAGAGGAUGGAUAAUUAUCCUGCUGUGCCUAUGAUGUCGAUAGCUGCUUUAGAAGCAUCAGAGAGUAGUCAAAAAAGAUCUGUUCUUAAGAGCGAAUACCAAUUGUUUCCCACUAGCAAGGAGGAUCCUCGUGAUGGAUAUCAUUGCGAUUCUGGCUUAGCGAGAAGAAGUUACUUAAAAGACUCUGCUACACGUCAAAAUCUUACCAAAGAGAAUACGAGGAAGAUCGAACGUCAAUUUCGUUCGGCAAACGAUCAGCCUGAUAGUACAUUGUGCCAAGAAUCUUGCCUACAACGGACAGUGAAAACGAAAGUGGAGGGCAAAGAAAUGAAUUUGCCUGAUAUAACGUCGUUAAAAAGAUUCGAAAUGGAGUCGAUGGGGGAGGAUGGAACGUAUAAAAAGGCUAAAAAGACACCCUUAAGACAAACGAGAAGUUCAAAGAGAAACGUUCCUAAGGUAAAUUAUUCUUACACCGAUGUUGAUCCAGAAUGGAAUCCGUCCGGUGAGUCAAAACGCAAACGUAAAAAGACUAGUCGAUGAUUGAUACCGCCUCGUUAUAACGAUUCCCUAUUGUAAGAAAUGUUUGCUCGGAAUUCUAAUUAAAAAAUAAAAAGCAAGUGUACAUUAAUCUGAUAAGACUGGCAUUGUAAAAUUUGUAAAUAUUGUACAAACGGAGGUGAAUCGUCACGGGAAGAUUCGUGCGCGUAGUACAACUUCUGAAGAUCAACGUCAGUGAAGAUUUUUUGGAAGGACCUCGAUGCGUCAACCUGGAAGAUAUUUAGAGAUCAUAUAGAUCGUACAUGUGUUCACGUUAGAUUUUAUACAAAAGCUAUAAAAGAUCAUUUAAUGUUUAUAAAUUUAUUGUGUAUAAGACUGGGCAGUAUUAUACAUUCUUUUUCUAUUUUUUUUUUUUUCCUUUUUAAUUUGCUCACUUAUACUUAGUUUCUUAACAAAUCUCAUUAAUUUAAUGAAUUUAAAAUUAUUUAAAAAUGAAUUUUAACUUUUAAAAGGACUAGAUUUUGUAUAUUCUGAAAUGAAUUACUUUUGUAUAUACAUAAUUCUGUACAUAUACGAUAUAGUAAUGCAAAGUAAUAACAUGCUGAAAUUUCAAUUUUAUCAAUAUUCUACUGAAGUUCUAUGAAUUAUGUAAAUUCAGAGAAAUAAGACAACCAGGCUGAUGAUAAAAUUAAAUGUUGCCAAACAAGACUUGAAUAGGUAAAA